Messenger RNA from Carassius gibelio (silver crucian carp), 3626 nucleotides. Its product is annotated as phytanoyl-CoA hydroxylase-interacting protein-like. The transcript has 5 exons. Gene Ontology annotation, cellular component: cytoplasm. NCBI's taxonomy places the organism in Eukaryota, Metazoa, Chordata, Actinopteri, Cypriniformes, Cyprinidae. The coding region runs from base 241 to 1290 and encodes 349 amino acids. The record is from RefSeq and is a predicted model, not a curated record. Gene Ontology annotation, molecular function: protein binding.
ACACUAAAGCUGCUCUAAACCAAUGGCGUGCACUUUAGGCUCAGGGUGCAUUGGAGACAGUACACUGGGACUGGACAGCAGACCAUGUCCCCUGAAGGAGUCCAUGAGAGUGCAGCAUUUGUCCGGCUGGUAGUUGUAAUGGGGUUUUUUUGUCCUAGGUUAUAAUCUCCUGCAGGCUUAGGCUUUUGCAUCACCAGUUGUUUUUCUAGUCAGUUGUGAACAAACACUACCUGGAACCAGAUGCGGAGAGCGGAUGAAAGCCAGAGAAAUAAGUCCCUGGACAGUGGCAUUGCCGAGAUGGAGGAUCUCCCUGUUCCCCAGAACAUCAAAAUCAGCAACAUCACAUGCGACUCCUUUAAGAUCUGCUGGGAUAUGGACUCCAGGUCAAAGGAACGGAUCACACACUACUUCAUCGACCUCAACAAGAAAGAAACCAAGAAUGCCAACAAGUUCAAACACAAGGACGUCCCCACUAAAUUGGUAGCGAAAGCAGUCCCUUUGCCCAUGACUGUGCGAGGACACUGGUUCCUGAGUCCACGCACUGAAUACACUGUGGCCGUUCAGACCGCGUCCAAACAGGGUGAUGGCGACUACGCCGUGUCAGAAUGGAGCGAGAUCAUUGAAUUCUGUACAGGCGAUUAUUCCACUGUUCAUCUCACACAGUUGAUGGAGAAAGCAGAGGUCAUCGCUGGCAGAAUGCUACGGUUCUCAGUCUUUUAUCGAAACCAACACAAAGAGUACUUUGACCAUGCAAGGGAGGCCCAAAACAACAAGAUGUUGCUGUCAGUGAAGGACAACAGCGGCAGCCAUGGUUCGCCUAUCAGCGGGAAGCUCGAGGGCAUCUUCUUCAGCUGCAACACUGAAUUCAACACGGGCAAACCACCACAGGACUCACCGUACGGCCGUUACCGCUUCCAGCUGCCAGCCGAGGAGCUCUUCAGUCCCAAGACAAACCUUUAUUUUGCCGACUUCUACUGCAUGUACACGGCCUAUCACUAUGUCAUUCUGGUGAUCGCUCCGAAGGGCUCGUCUGGAGACGAGUUCUGCAAGCAGCGCCUACCUGCGCUGGAUAUCGCCAACAACCACUUUUUGACGUGCUCGGAGGAUGAAGAUGGCCGGCUGGUGUUCCACCACGCACAGGACCUUAUCCUGGAGGUCAUCUACACCGACCCCGUGGAUCUGAGCCUGGGCACAGUAGCGGAGAUCAGCGGCCAACUCAUGAGCCUCUCCACAGUCAACGCCAAGAAGGAUCCCAGCUGUAAGACCUGCAACAUCAGCGUGGGACGCUAACCUACGACUCGGAACUCUUCUGCUGCCUUGAACAGCACAGAAAAUAGCCUUCUCCUUUAGCCGUCCUCCUUACCCAUUAUCAAACUUAUCCAUAAUUCCUGUUGGUGUCUGUAAGGCUCCUCGGCAGCAUGUGUCUCACAGCUUUUGACAAAAUGCUCUUUUUCGUUUACUAGAUUAUGGAUCUCGACCCGGGGUUGGGUUAGAUAUGUCGUGCUCCUAUUUUGGUAUUGGGAUGUUGACUUAAUCACCCCUGUCAAUCAAACUGCUUCUUUAAUCCUACUGGCUGUCACACCUUCCUGUUAGAACGCCGCAUUGUAACAGUUUACCAAAGUUUACACAAAUUUAACACCAGAUGCUCAUCAAGUCACUGAAAUCGGUGAAUCGAGACAACCGAUCUUAUAAGGCAUUAUGAAUGUGGUGAUAUCAAGUGAGAUAUCUCAAAAAAUAUGUGAUUGGACGUAUCUGUAGCAUGACUGCAAACAUUUUUGGAAACGUUGACAUUAGCAUUACUGUUCUUCGGCAGUGUUUCAUGUUCUCCAUUCUAACCCAUCCAGUAUACUGUGAUUUAACAUAUAAUAAAUGUGAUACGACAUGUAGAUAGAAAAAUAUUUAUUUUUUAACCGGUGAAUAGAAAAUGGACAGAACCAGAAGUGCACAAUACAGAGGAUUUUGUUGAUGGAAAAGAAAAGGGUCACGAUAAAGCAAAUAUAUAUAUAUAGAUAAUUAUAUAUAUACAUGUUUACUGUAUAAACCAAUGUAGAAUUACGUGCACAAUAGCUAACAUUCAAAAGCUACAUUUGUCAUUGUGGAUGUGUACAGCAAAUCAAUUCUGGGGCGACGAUAACAUGACAGAAUAACCACACCUGAUUGUUGCACAAUUCAACAGUUUACGCUGGUUGGCAUGCAAAGACACUACACAAAGAUUGUAAUAGUUCAUUGCAGUAGAUCCGUCGGAAAGGAAAGAUAUCGAGUGUUUCGUUUCCAGAGAGUAGCUACUUGAGCAGAAUUGCACUUAAAGCGCACAUCCGCUUCUCAUGAACAUAUCUCCUGCUUUGGGCUUCAGUAUUGUUUAUAGUGUACGACGUUAUUGGACAGUAUUCAUAUUAACCACUGGUUUAAUGUUUAAUUUGUAUAGGAGGAAAACUGUGCUCUGUGAUGGCCACGUACUAUACUUUAACACGUUUUUGAACAAAAUAGAUCUUUUAAAAUACUUUUAAAUUGUAUGAAGUAUGUCUCAUUUUGUGCUCCCUUUUUCAUAUGAGAGACAAAUAUAUGAGAAAUAAACAUGGUUGCUGCUGUGUUCAUAUGUUAGUGAACUCACUGAAAUUUGCAUAAAACCCUUAUUUUUAAGUGCUCUGCGUUGUUUUCUAUCUAGAGCGUUGCAUUAUCUGACAGGCUAGAGAUCGUGUCUAGCCCCAGAGAAUCACCGAUCCUCAUUAGUGUGCAUAAUGUCACCAUGUUCCUAAUUAGAAUCAUAAACUAGCUUCAAACAAGAGCAAGAAAACGUGAAAAGUGCAUAUGAUUCGACUUUGGUUAAAAACAAAAAAAAACGCUUCAAAAAUAAAGUGCCAUAUUCCAUAAACAUAAAUGAAUACUCUAUAUUUCCCUUUGCCCUUUGACUUCUGAAUGAGGUUUGUAUUGAUCUGUCUUGCUCUGUACACAACACAGAGAUCGCACAUGUUUGCGUUUAUGAGAUAGUAGCCACCGAAAGGCUUUGAUCGGUUCGGCCCAACCCAUUGAGUCUAGGACUUCCAAUGUGGUCAGAAAUGAUAUUAAAGUGCAUUUAGCAUCAUAAUGGCACGAUUAUGUCAAAUGUAAAAACACAAUUUGGUCCAAACAUUGGGUUCGAUACUGAAAGGCAGAAAGAAUUUUUCAGAUAUUCUAAGUGGUUUCCUGUUUGCUGAGCAACACUUCCAGUAAGCGUAAUUUGGCUUUGAGACUCUUGUACUCCUGGUACACCUCAGCCAUGGGGAUUCGGUCAUCUUUUUGUGCGGAUCUUCAUUAUUUUGGUGGAAAGGGAAAGAAAAAAACAGAUAACGCAUGAAACAGAUUACUCCACUAACAUUAAAACACACAUUUAACCCUUGAGUUGCCUUACUGAAGCAGUUUUGUACAUCAGUGGAUAGCAGAUAAGUGGAAAUGUAUUUUAUUUAAAAAACGAAAUCCAUACAUUGUGUAUAAAAAAACAGUUUUUUUUCUCCUUGUGGUAUUACUUUGUAUAUUAUUGAUUAGAUGUGAAUUAUGUUAACUAUUUUGAUCGUUAUUUUCCUUUUUCCUUCCUGUCCAUGUUCAAAACGACAGAAGUAACAAAAUACCAUUAAAAUAUGUAACUGUAA